CCCCCUCUCUACGGGUUCCGUUUAUCUUCGACCCACUCGGCUCAGUCAUGGUGAUGUUCAAGAAGAUCAAGUCUUUUGAGGUGGUCUUCAACGACCCGGAGAAGGUGUACGGGAGCGGGGAGAAGGUGGCCGGCCGGGUGAUAGUGGAAGUGUGUGAGGUGACUCGAGUCAAAGCCGUCAGGGUCCUGGCUUGCGGCGUGGCCAAGGUCCUGUGGAUGCAGGGGUCCCAGCAGUGCAAGCAGACCUUGGACUACCUGCGCUAUGAAGACACGCUUCUCCUUGAAGACCAGCCCACAGGUGAGAACGAGAUGGUGAUUCUGAGACCUGGAAACAAAUACGAGUACAAAUUCGGCUUUGAGCUUCCUCAGGGGCCCCUGGGAACAUCCUUCAAAGGAAAAUAUGGCUGUGUAGACUACUGGGUAAAGGCUUUUCUUGACCGACCCAGCCAGCCGACUCAAGAGGCAAAGAAGAACUUCGAAGUGAUGGAUCUAGUGGACGUCAAUACGCCUGACUUAAUGGCGCCAGUAUCGGCCAAAAAGGAGAAGAAAGUUUCCUGCAUGUUCAUUCCGGACGGUCGCGUGUCCGUCUCCGCCCGAAUUGACAGGAAAGGAUUUUGUGAAGGUGACGACAUCUCCAUCCAUGCGGACUUUGAGAACACGUGUUCCCGAAUCGUGGUCCCCAAGGCAGCAAUUGUGGCCCGACACACUUACCUUGCCAACGGCCAGACCAAAGUGCUAACUCAGAAGCUGUCCUCCGUCAGAGGCAACCACAUCAUCUCCGGGACUUGUGCAUCGUGGCGUGGCAAGAGCCUACGUGUGCAGAAGAUCAGACCGUCGAUCCUGGGCUGCAACAUCCUUCGAGUUGAAUAUUCCUUGCUGAUCUACGUCAGUGUCCCCGGCUCCAAGAAAGUCAUCCUUGACCUGCCCCUAGUGAUUGGCAGCAGGUCAGGUCUGAGCAGCCGGACAUCCAGCAUGGCCAGCCGGACGAGCUCCGAGAUGAGCUGGAUAGAUCUAAACAUCCCAGACACCCCAGAAGCUCCUCCUUGCUACAUGGACAUCAUCCCUGAAGAUCAUCGGCUGGAGAGUCCCACCACCCCGCUGCUGGAUGACGUGGACGGUUCUCAAGACAGCCCUAUCUUCAUGUACGCCCCUGAGUUCCAGUUCAUGCCUCCACCCACAUACACUGAGGUGGAUCCCUGCGUCCUUAACAACAACAACGUGCAGUGAGCCUGUGGGAGAAAAGACGCAUCUGUACUGUCAUUUCUUUCUGCCUCUCUGCUUGGACGCCACUUGGUCUCUACAGUGGGGGAUGGGUCCACCCCAGCCUCUGACUCCACAACAGGGGUGUGGUAAUCAGCAGGCACGUCCCUGACUUCAAGUGGUACAGACUCAGCCAGUGCCCGCA
Acomys russatus (golden spiny mouse) is the source of this 1404-nucleotide messenger RNA. It is a transcript of the gene Txnip, whose product is annotated as thioredoxin interacting protein. The coding region runs from base 48 to 1226 and encodes 392 amino acids. Lineage: Eukaryota; Metazoa; Chordata; Mammalia; Rodentia; Muridae. Gene Ontology annotation, biological process: protein transport. Gene Ontology annotation, cellular component: cytoplasm. The record is from RefSeq and is a predicted model, not a curated record. Gene Ontology annotation, molecular function: ubiquitin protein ligase binding. The transcript is spliced from 8 exons.